Colletes gigas is the source of this 1614-nucleotide messenger RNA. RefSeq lists its product as uncharacterized. The transcript has 7 exons. Bases 25 to 1614 code for a protein of 529 amino acids. Gene Ontology annotation, cellular component: neuron projection membrane. The record is from RefSeq and is a predicted model, not a curated record. Lineage: Eukaryota; Metazoa; Arthropoda; Insecta; Hymenoptera; Colletidae. Gene Ontology annotation, biological process: synapse organization.
GCUGAGAGCGAGCGGAUCCUCGACAUGACCGGCCGGAGAAUGCGGGCUGCAUCGGUGCUCGGCGUCAUCGCCAUUGUCUCCGUCAUGAUCACCGCCGCGGCGUCAGAGCCGGAGAACGGCGCCAUCGAGAACAGUAUCAAUCAUCCUGUGGUCGACGAGGAGGAUCGACGCGUGGAGGAGGACGAAAGGCUGACGAAGGUGACCGUGGAGACGACUUGGACGGUUCGAGGGAGCAAGGAGGAGGCCGUUAGCGAGGGUACGAUACCUGGACAGGGGGAUAACGCGGGUAACAUCUCGCUGGCGGAGCCGCAGCAGGAUCAAAGCGAGUCGUUGGCUACUCCCGUGGCGCUUAACGACGUCCAGAGGAUAUCCGAGCGCGACAAGCCCGAGAACAAGCCGCAGCCCACUACGGGGGAUUACGUUACCUCGACCAGAGCGGAAACCACGUUCAGCACCGAUAUUCAGGGCGAUACUGCCACGGACGAGCCCGCGAGCGUAAAAAUUAGCGCCGGGGAGCCGGACAAACACAAGAUCGCGGAGGUCGUUGCCUCGACGGCGGUCUCGAUCGACGCGGGUACGAGCCCCGUCGUCCAGAAGAACAUAGAGGACGUUAGGGCGAUCUCGUUCCAAGUCCCACCCCCGGCGGAGGAACGCCUCGUCAACCAGGAAACGAACAAGGAUCAUUCCAGGCCGCUGAACAAUCUUCUGUCGAGCGGCAAGUCCACCAAAGGUUUCUACGAGAUCAAGCCGCUGAUCAAGACCGGGACGGAGGACGAUCGCGAUCCCCAGCUAUCGACCACCACCCAGAGAACGCUCGUGCCCGUCAGAAAAUUCCUCGUGCCCACCGUGGACAGCGCCUUCGGGAAAUUCGGACCGUACUUCGAGGACGGCGAGCAGGAGAUCAACGUCACCUCCAGGAUAGGGAACACUAUGCUGCUCGACUGCAGAAUCGGCAUGCUAGGAAACAAGGAGGUGGCGUGGCUGCAACAACACAGCAACGACUCUUUUCGACUCCUCACGAUCGGCAGGGCCACCCACAGCGUGGAUCGACGGAUCAGCCUCAAUUUCAAGUACCCGAGCAAUUGGAGGCUACAGAUACAAUACGCGACCCCGAGGGACUCGGGACUCUACAAGUGCCAAAUCUCGACUCAUCCGCCGUUGGUUAAAAACAUCAACGUCAUCGUCACGGCGCCGGAAUUGACGAUAACGGACGAUUCCGGGCGAGUAGUGCCUAAAGAGAGACACCUAAAGGCUGGAAGCGCUCUGAAGCUUAGGUGCGAGGCCAGAGACGUCCUCGAGGACCUCAAGGAGUCUGUCAUGUGGACCAGAGGGGAUGAAACGCUCACCGAAGACGUCAGCGAGAACAGAACGACGGAGAUCACGGGCAGCAAGGAGGUCCUGGUGAUCGUCAGCACCCUGAUCGUCGAGAGAGCCAGCCCCAGACACGCUGGCAACUAUAGCUGCGUGGUUCCCGAAAAAGCCAACACCACCAUCGCGGUACACGUACUGAACGGGGAACUGCCGGCCGCGGUGCACGACGGGAACGGAGUCUCAAGGGCGUUUCUGAACCUGUGGCUAAUUCACUUAACGAUGAGUUACGUGUUCUCCAGAUGA